Messenger RNA from Zootoca vivipara (common lizard), 4581 nucleotides. RefSeq names its product succinate dehydrogenase complex assembly factor 1 (gene SDHAF1). NCBI's taxonomy places the organism in Eukaryota, Metazoa, Chordata, Lepidosauria, Squamata, Lacertidae. Gene Ontology annotation, biological process: mitochondrial respiratory chain complex II assembly. Gene Ontology annotation, cellular component: mitochondrion. The record is from RefSeq and is a predicted model, not a curated record.
ACUUCAGCUGGAGAUUCCAGGGAUGGAACCUGGAACCUUGUGCAAGGAGGGAAACCUUGUGUAGCAGUGCCACUGGGUUCUUCUCCCCCUGCCUCUAAAUAUUACAAAUACUGGUGGGGUGGGUGUGACCCAUUGGUACCAAUGUGGCCUCCCAUCAGCCCCAUCCAGCACGGCCCGUGGUGGGUGAGAGUUUUAGUCCAGCAUUCAUUAGGACCACCACAGAUUCCCCAACCUGCCUCUAGUGCAGGACAUAGGACGUAGCUCAGGCAUCCCCAGACUUAGGCCCUCCAGAUGUUUUGGACUACAGUUCCCAUCUUCCCCAGCCACUGGUCCUGUUAGCUAGGGAUCAUGGGAGUUGUAGGCCAAAACAUCUGGAGGGCCGCAGUUUGGGGAUGCCUGCUCUAGUGUGAUCUCCAUGCUCAGCUCCUCUCUUGCCUUGACUGCAAGGACUGCUUUGUUUCUGCUCUUCUAGGGAAGCAUCUGCUAAUAUUCUCCCUCUCCUUAAGCACUUAACACUGAUUUUCUCUGCAUCUGCUUCAAGCUGCUAGUUAUCUGCCCCCUGCGCUGCUUUCACUCUAUCCUUCCGCAUAAGUGGAAUUCCGCUGCUGCUCUCCUUUCUCAUCUUCACAGCCUGUUCCUCCCUCAGCCGGUAACGCUAUCCCUCAGUCUGGCUCAGCUGGUCCUGUUUCCCUUCAAAAUCCUUCAUCGCCCAGGACUCAACUCCUUUGCUCAUCAUCCGACUCAUCUUUCUCCCGCCUCCUUUGUUCACCCUGGUUUCUCUCCCAGCCCUUCCCAAAUCUCAAGCUCUGUGGUCAAAGGCCACGUCAUUUAGGAGGGUGCUGUUGCAUCUCGUUCACGGCUGGGCUGGAUAAAUGUGCAGUAGUAAUUGGGGGAGCUUUUCAUGUAGUUGAGCAAAAAAGAACGUGAGUGAAAACUUAAGCCCUCUAUCUUGUGGCUGCAGCAUUCUGCAAGCUUGCAAAAUACCUACUCUAUAUAUUUGUGUCCCUUGCCUGGGAAGGUUAGAUAGUGGGCUCAAACUACAGUAUACUGCCUUUCAUAGAUUACUAUGAUAGUAAUCAUAUUCCCUGUUCUAGUUCUUCCUCAAAAAUGAGUGGAUUUUAAAAACACAACAACCCCCAAUCUGCUGCUUAAAGCCAUCAAGCUGCAAAGCUAUACAUUUGUUUUGGAAACAAGUUUGGAGUACGUGUCAUUAGCCUUCUUAACAAAGGCGGCCUUGGUGCAUUUGAAGCGAAGUCAGGGGGGCAGGUGGUGGGGAGCACCAAGUGAACAGUGCCUGAACUGUUGCCUCUCCCAAGUCCUGCAACUUCAUUCUGAGAAUUACCGUACUUUCCCUUAAACCAUAACAUCUGCCCCCCCCCCCCCGACGCUGGGCUCCCACCUCCUGUCAGUGCCAGGCAGCAUAGUUGGCUGAGAGGAGGUGUAUGCAGUGCUGGUGCCAGGCUAUUUUGUGCCUUAGGGAAAUCACUAACUUCAAAUUUCAAAAACCCAUCUUGUAGAAAUGAUAAAAAUUCUUCAAAAUGUAGAAGUAAAAUAUGAUCAGAAAUUCGUAGGAUAAACAAAAACUAAUCUGUAUAAAAACUCAGCCCCUCAAAGGUCAGUACUGCACCCUAGGUAGAACGUGAGACUUACGGAUUCAAGCCCCACCAUGGGCAAAAGAGCCCUGCAUUACAGGGGGUUGGACUAGAUGAUCCUCGUGGUCCCAGCUGUACAAUUCUGUGAUAGCACCGGCCCUGGGUAUAUGUAAGGCCACAGUUUCCCUAUCUCUGUCUGAAGCAACAUGGGCUGCUCUCCGUAUGGUCCUCCAAGACCUACAGGAACAAUUAUUUAGCGGAUGCAGGGGGCAGGCAGGUCGUUUGGGGCGCGCCAGGGACGAAGCCUUUAACUCCCCUGCCUUAAUCAAGCCUAGGUUGCGGUUACAGCUGGAGCAGCGGAUAGGGGAACCGCAAUCAGCGCACAUGCACACUCACUAUUUUUUCAAAACAAAAUAAAUUUCUUGCAAGACGAGGCAUUCCUUCCGGCUCGGCUCAAACGGAAAGCUCUAGUUAAAACGAGCUUCCAUUCACUCCCAGUCAGUGAGUCCAAAUACAAUCGCCAACGUGGAGCCCCCUUUGGGGCACCUUCUCGGGUUGGGGAUCGCCUGCCCUUCCUUGGGGUCUUCUUAAGGACAAAGACGCUCGGCCUCCCCGCCCACGUGGCUUCCAGCAGCGGCCGGGAACUUCCUGGGAACGCCCCCUUGCGAGCGACGAGCCAAUGGAAAGCGAGAUUUUGAAGCGAGGCAGUGUCAACGUUCUACGGCUUAUGACGCACAGAGGCGGGAUCCCCUCCUUUGGCCGGAGUCCGGAUGGAACGGUGGAGCCGUUGAGAGAGGUGCUUCGGCGGGGAGCGUUGCGGGAUCGCGGGUCAGGCGCCGGCCCCUGCUCUGCUCCUUGGGUGAUCCUCCCUGGCUGACCAGAAGGGAUGUCCGAACGCCCCAUGGCCCGCCACAGCAAACUUCAGAAGCAAGUGCUCGGCCUCUACCGCAGCUUCCUCCGGGCUGGCAAGGACAAGCCUGGCUUCCUUCCUCGGAUACAGGCCGAGUUCAGGAAAAAUGCCCAGAUCCCCCGGACAGAUGUCAUGAUUAUAGAGUACCUCGUCCGGCGUGGGCAGAGGCAGCUGGAACAACUCAGAGACGCCCACACCAAGCAGAUGGGUGCCUUCGUCAGGACGGAACAGGAGGAAUGAUGAGCCGGGAAUUUUACUUUUUGGAAAGGGUUUCCUGCCCGUUUUUAAUGGACUGGUCCUUUCUCCUAGCUGCUGGAUUUUAGCACAGCUGGUAUUGCAGGUGGGGGAUUUGUGGCCUUGCAGUUGUUGCUUCGUGAGCAUGGCCAGUGGUCAAGGGAGAUGGGAGUUGCUACGGGGUGGACAGGAGCUUAGCAAACCCGGAAUACAGAUCUGGGUGCCCUCUCAGAAAUGACUGACCAGAGCUGCCCACAGCUGCCACUUGAGGGCACAGUUCAAAAAUACAUAAUCAUUCUGUUCCCAUCACAUUUUUCUCCUCCUUUUUAUAGUUGAACUAAAAACACUUGCUCCCUACAGAUGUGAGGAUGCUUUGAGCAGGUCUGAUUGACGCAGCUCACCUCAAGAGGCUCUGGGGGUUGCCGUGCCGUGUGGAAGUUGGGAAUUCGGUUUUGGAGAUCGUCAACACACUCACAUGGCGGUUGAACCGGUUUAGGUGCCCUGUGUAGACGCAUUUUAAACCCACUUUCUCAGUUUUUCCUUGUAACCUUGGUUAUUCUGUCUUGGCAGGAAUUUGAAUAAACUAAAAUUGCCAGACAGCUCUUUGUGAGCUGCUUUUUUAUUACUGUUUAGGAUGAGCCCUGUUCUAACAGCCUUUCUGUCAGUCACCCAAAUCACUUCCACCAGAUCAUAGCUGCAAGGAUCCACAUCAAGCCCUGAAGGCAGGAGAAGGAACUGAUGCUGCCAUAUUCCUGUGCAAAUGUUUAACUGUAGUUUUUUUUUGGGGGGGGGGUUGUACAGGGUGACAGCAGAGGACCUCUUGUCUGUAACAGAGAUCAGAUGUCCUGCUUAGGCAAAUAAAAUUUCAGAAACAGACUGGAAAGAGAAGUUGCUGAAUUGCAACUCAUUAGCAAGCUUAAAACCAUGGAGCCACCUGGAAUGAACAGAGACAUAGGAUUCUUAUCUCAUUAUACAUGAUCAAGCUUUCCUUAGCACCUCAGCCCUUGCUCCCCCCCCCAAGACCAAUUGCAGUCAUUAACAGUCGUUAACAGUCAUCUACAGGUUUACCACCCCUAUCAGCCCAUCACCCAUUCCCAUCACCCCCACCCUCUGAAUAUACAUAAGGGUCUGGUUACUUCUGUUUCAGUGUAUCUGAUGAAGUGUGCAUGCACACGAAAGCUCAUACCAAAAUAAAAACUUAGUUGGUCUUUAAGGUGCUACUGAAUGAAUUUUUUUAUUUUGCAUUUUAAGGGAGAGUCAGUUUGGCAGCUUGAAGCCUUUAAGCUACUGCUUCUCCACUUAAUAUUUAUGGUGUUAACUGAAGAGACAAAGGGCAUCAUCUCAUUCCUUAUUCCUGACUGCACAUCACUCCUGCAUGUUUGAACGGUCCGAUGUUUAGAUACUGAAAGUGGAUUGUCAUUCUUGGGCUACCAUUUAACGCUUCAUCUAAGAACUUGUUCCUCGAGUGCUACCAUCAGAUAGUGGCAAAUUGGGGAAAAAAUCUCUUCCCUCCCUCCCUCCCGGCCCCGCAAAAGGAAAGAAAGGGAAAUGGUAUUGUGUUAAAAAUGUGUUUUUCUAAACACUGCUGUUGAUCACACAGCAGCUGAAAUAAAACUGCUUUAGCUAUGUGUGCAUAUUUGUAUUUAAUUUUGGGAACAUGGGUGGUAGAUUUAACAAGGAGGCCCACAGCACCUUAAAGACUUAUGCUUGGAUCCUAAGAUUAUAAAUAGAUGAAAGGGCAGUACAUGGAAAUGACCUUUGCAGUUCCUUCUCUCCCCUUGCAACUGCCGUGCAGCCGCUCACAUUCUGAUGGUGCCUCUCUGGAGGCUGCUGGGCUCUCCUGAA